GCUUUUUACCUAUUCCGAGAAAAGCUCUGCGCCUCUCUGGUCUGAGCGCGGUGCGAGCACGUUGAAGAUACCCACUACCGUAUCAGUUGCUGUCCGAACGUGGUUAGUGUCGCAUACUACUGAAUCAGUAUCACUGCAUUGUGUAUUGAAUUGAUGGUUAUUAAGUGGACGUUUUACUGUCAUUGUUGUUACUGUCAAUGAUUUGAAGACAUUAAUUAAACUGACUCGAUAAGAUAGAAGUAAGUGCGAGUGGCAGAUCGAAAAGCACAUGUCAGAUUGCAUCAACAGCUCGCGUAGACGAGUCUGCAUUUUUUUCUAUAAAGAAAUAACUACAGAUUAUCAAGUCGAGGCAACAGUGUUUUGUACGAGUAUCCGGCAAGAGUUCGCGUAUAUGAGUUUGCAUUGUUUUCCCAGAGGCGAGCGUUCGCGUCAGCAACUUGUCGAGACUAGUGUAUGUUUGUUCUGUCGACGACAAAUAUAGCCGAUUUCCCCUUGAAGGCGGUGGUGAACGUGUUACUCGUUCUGCAUUGUUUAGGCGCAGUGUAAUUUCAAUCAUCGUACGUACAUAAUGUCUGACGAUAGCGAUUUGGACGACAGUCUGAGGGAAUUUACUGCCGAUUCCAAGAAAAGUUACAAAGAAAGAGAGAAGGGAAGUCAGAGUCAGACUUCUCAGUCUCAAGAAAAAUGGUCAGAUCAAAAAAUAAGGAGGAAAUUAUUUUUUUCUGAGACGAAAGUAGAUCUGUUCAAAAAACAGUUGGAAAAAUCGACGAAUCAAUGUUAUCGACGACGCGACGGUAAAAGCAAGUUUGACCUUAAAAAUGAAAGUCGCACAUCGAGGAAUCCACUCAUCAAGUUUCGGCAUAUUCGUUUGGAAUGCAUCUACGCGAAGGAGUCGGUCCCAUUACCACUAUCCGAAAAGAAGCGAAAAACAUACACUUCUUCCCUUGGAUGUAAUGGUCAAAUAAAAUUGAAAUUGUCUGAAGAUGGGAGCUGUUACUGUGUUUCAGAAAUCGUCCCGCAUGACAAACAUCCACAAGCAAAUGCUGCAACUUGUAAACUUUUACCGCAAUCUCGUAAAUUGAAUGCUGAACAAAAAAAAUUGGUUAAAGAGACUUUGAAAGUUGAUGGAAACAAAUUGAAAUUAGUUACUAAGUUGAACGAGGAAGGCACCAAAGUAACUUUAAGAGACAUUCACAACGUUCGUGCUGAAAUGUCUGAAGACCGUCUGGGAAAUUCUGUUUCUGCUGUUACCGAUGUUUUAACGCAGUUUCACGCUGAUUAUGAAUUUCAUGUCAACCAGCACAAUGAAUUUCAAGUUCUGUACUUUGCCACACCUAAUAUGAAUGCCGUUUUUGAAGCUUGGCCAGAGUUUAUCAUGACGGAUACUAAUGUACAACUAAUGUACAUAAUGUUGAUGAGGCUGUUACCAGUUCUACUAGUGAAGUGAAAGCGAAUUCUAAAAGUAAUUAUUUUGUUUCUCCUCUCAAAUGUAUUGAAAACAUUAGUAAUGCCAAUGUUGACAAUCGUACUAUCGCUAAUGUAUCCGAUAUUAUCAUAAGUAAAAAUGAACGAAAGCGAGGUAGACCGAAAAAGAAGGCCCUCACUGCCAUUGGUUUGCCUAGCAAAAAAUCGAAGCAAGUUAAUUGUAAAAGUUAUCUGGAAUUAUCAGACAAAGAGAAAGCGAUCAUAAUCUUUCAGUGGAUUGUAUCACCGGCUAUUUUAAAAAAAAUCGAUAUUUCAGUUGUCAAAAUUGAUGUUGAUACCUUAAAGUUAAAAAAUGUACCGUGUUGGUUAUACAAUGAAGAAAUCGAUAUUACGAUUCUCCAAUCUUACAUGACAAACGAAGCAUUUAAUCUGUUGCAAAAUGCAAUUACAGCUAAUAUUGAAAAAGUUAAGUGGAUUUGUUUUCUUUGCAAAAGAGAUCUAGAUGAGAGUCAGAGGAAAGAUAGACAGCCAAGCAAAUCAACGAAUUGCGACCACUGUUUAAAGUGGUAUCAUUAUGAAUGCUUGAAGGUACCACCUCUUGAUAACGAUGACAAUUCGACUUAUUUUUGCGACAAAUGUAGAAAUUUAUAAUAUUUUCCUUUUCUUUAAUUUUUACUUUUUGUUUUGAAGUGUAUUUCAUUUACAUUAUUCAAUUUCAUUCACAUUAUCUAAUUUUUAUUCAAAAUAAAGUUUUGAAUAUUUCAAU
Molecule: messenger RNA, 2191 nt
Organism: Nasonia vitripennis (jewel wasp)
Lineage: Eukaryota; Metazoa; Arthropoda; Insecta; Hymenoptera; Pteromalidae
Exons: 4
Coding region: 569-1447 (292 amino acids)
Source: RefSeq, a predicted model, not a curated record